UGUUCAGGAUCCGAGUCUCCUUAAAGCUAGGCUUAGGUCUAGGCCAAGACAUGUGUCCCAGGAUAUCACUGACCACACUGGACUUCAAUACUUGUCUUUCCAGUUGGACCAGGAACAUCUUGAGGGUAGAUAAUGGCUGUGCUGAUGGUACCCUCUGUGCAGACCAGGCCUGGCAAGGAGCCACCAGUGCCACUGGCUCGCCUCCAUCAAUUCCAGGACAGCAGGGCUCCAGACACCCACGCGCUCCGCGUGGCCCACCCACACUUCGCCCUGGAGGCCUUCAAGUCCCUGGUCGCGAGCCACGCGAGCCACCUAUGGGAGGAGCUGCGGCAGUUCUGGGCCGACCACUUCUCGCGCCGCUUCUCGCCGCGGAGGCCGCCGCUGCGCCACUUCUCAUCCAUGUCCACCUUCUACCUGCUGGACCACCGCACGCGCCAGGCCGAGCUGGGGCUGAACUACGGCGCGCCGCGCACCCGGCUGAGCAACGAGGAAUUCGUGUUCCGCGGCGGCCGCUGGACCGCGGAGGAGGAGUGUCACUCACGCCCGCGGUCGCCGCCGCCCUCGUCCACCGGCCCGGCCUGGGAGCCACAGGUGCAGCCGAUCAAGAGCCAGGUGCUGCUGGAGGAGAACAACUACCUGAAGCUGCAGCAAGAACUGCUCAUGGACAUGCUGACCGAGACCACCGCGCGCCUGCGCCUGCUGGAAAAGAAGGGGGACGCGGAUGUAGAUCCCGAGGUCGCGGCGCGCGCCUGGCAGAGGAAGAUGCGCAAGCACGGGGGCGCGGGCGUGCUUAUGAUCCCGGCGCGCGCUCUGGAGUCGCGGUGACGCAAUAAAGCCAUGCAGAAAGC
Peromyscus eremicus (cactus mouse) is the source of this 848-nucleotide messenger RNA. It is a transcript of the gene Cby3, whose product is annotated as chibby family member 3. The record is from RefSeq and is a predicted model, not a curated record. Bases 133 to 825 code for a protein of 230 amino acids. Lineage: Eukaryota; Metazoa; Chordata; Mammalia; Rodentia; Cricetidae. The transcript has 2 exons.